AUGGACUUCCACCGCCACAGCUUACUGACCACGCUGGGCUUAGCCGCGCUGACGGGCAACUCGGCUCUCGCCAUCUACAGGUCGCGCGAUGACCCCCGCGCCGUCGCGUUAGUGGCCGGUGCCUACGGAGGCAUCGCGCUGCUCUUCCACUUCCUGCGCAGGUUCGAGCGCGGGGAAGGGGACGGGGGCAGGACCAAGGCGGCGGUCUGGGUGCUCACCACGCUGCUCACGGCCCUGUUCGCCGCCAGGGUCGCCCCGCUGAUGCCGCCGGCCGUCGGCGCCUUGGUGUACCUGACGGCGGCCGGAACCGCCGGGGCCGGAUUCUGGGCCUUGUUUCUCCAUCGCCAUUGA
This is a messenger RNA of Miscanthus lutarioriparius, 351 nucleotides long. The record is from the annotation of a GenBank genome assembly. Lineage: Eukaryota; Viridiplantae; Streptophyta; Magnoliopsida; Poales; Poaceae.